Mauremys mutica (yellowpond turtle) is the source of this 4215-nucleotide messenger RNA. Its product is annotated as melanotransferrin-like. Gene Ontology annotation, biological process: iron ion transport. The record is from RefSeq and is a predicted model, not a curated record. The transcript has 19 exons. Gene Ontology annotation, cellular component: plasma membrane; recycling endosome; early endosome. The coding region runs from base 288 to 2495 and encodes 735 amino acids. NCBI's taxonomy places the organism in Eukaryota, Metazoa, Chordata, Testudines, Geoemydidae.
GGCACAGUAACGUUCUGCCUUUCCCUGACCUCUCUCUCUCUCUCUCUCUGCCCUACGGGCGCAGGCCAUUGUGCAAACUCGUAUGAGGGCUCAGAACCACCCUGCGCCCUUCCUCCUGGAGCUGGAGCUGGGGGGAAAAAUCCCAUCCCUUCAUGGAGAGCUGGUCUGAUGAGGCCAGGGAAGCAAAGACUCAAGUAGCAGCUCCAGUCAUUGCUUUGGAAUCCCUGGUAUGAGACAAGAAGAGAAGGCUUCGGGUACAGUGGGAUUACUGCUGCAUUGUUGUCAUCAUGAAGGCAGCCACAGCCACCAUACUUGUCCUAGCUACCUGCACCCUGCUCUCUUCAGGGAAGAAGUUCAGAUGGUGCACCCUGUCUGACCUGGAGCAGAGGAAGUGUGCUGAGUUAUCUAAAACACUCCUGGCUGUCCUACCUCUGGCUACAAUAAACUCCUUUGCUAGGGUUUCCUGCAUCAGAGCUCAAAAUACUCAUGACUGUAUCGACAAGAUCAGGGUGAAUAAAGCAGAUGCUGUCUCCUUGGAUGCUGGAGAUGUUUAUUCUGCUGUGAAGCUGUACGGUCUAACUGUGGUGGCAAAGGAGAUCUAUGAGGAAGGGAACUGUGUGUUUGCUGUGGCCAUUGCCAGACGAGGAACUUUGAGCAUCCAGAGGCUAAGGGGGGUGCGUAGCUGCCACAAUGGAGCCAGGUGGACGUCAGGCUGGAACAUCCCACUGGGCUUCCUCCUGGCUAGGAAUGAGCUCCUCUGGGAUGAGGAUCAGCCUCUGAGCCAAGUGAUCAGUCAGUAUUUCAAUGCCAGCUGCAUCCCAGGUGUUGGCGUCACCUCCCCUCAGCUCUGUGCUCUCUGUCAAGGACCGAAAUCCUACGUUAGGAACAAGAACCACUUCUGUGACACCAGCAGCAGUGAGCCCUUCUACGACUCUGAGGGAGCCUUCAGGUGCUUGAAGAAUGGAGUAGCAGAUGUUGCUUUCCUAGAUCACUUAACAAUAAUGAAUGGCACAGAUUCAGACCAAGAGGAAUAUGAGCUCUUGUGUCCUGAUGGAUCCACAGCGAAGCUGAGUGCCUAUGGCACCUGUAACCUGGGUCGUGGGCCUGGGCGUGCCAUCAUCAGCCGCCACAACUUCCAGAAGAUCACCAAGAAAUUCCUCACCCUGAUCCAGCAUCUCUUUGGGCAGAAUGGAAAAGAAAGGGCCAAGUUUGAGCUCUUCACUUCAGUGCCAUUCAGGGGGAAGAACCUGCUGUUCCGCGAUGCCACUCAGCACCUGCAGCUGCUCAAGGACAAAGCAGAGAUCUCCCACAUCCUUGGCCUGGACUACGUAGCCCUCUUGAAGGGACUAGGCCAUGAAGGGAGCUCACUGGACAACAGUGUGGUACGCUGGUGCUGCAUCAGCAAUGCUGAGCUCCGCAAGUGUGAAGAGUGGGCCCUGAACAUCAAAUCUGACCCCCUGGUCUGCGUCCAAGCUGCUUCAAUGACCAACUGCAUUGAGUUGAUCAAGAGUAAUGAGGCCGAUGCAGCCACGCUGGAUGCCACGCAUGCCUACAUUGCAGGGAUAUGUGGGCUGGUCUCAGUAGCUGCAGAAUGUUAUGGAGAGGGGUGUGCCCCAGCUGCUGGGAGAACAAAGAAGCCGACCCACCUUGCAGAUAAAGCACUGCCACCUGUCUACACUGUAGCCCUGGCAAAGAAGAAUGCCGGGCAUGUCAAUAUCCAUAACCUGAGGGGACGGCGUUCCUGCCACAGUCACCUGUACAGUCCUGGGGGGUGGCUGCUCCUCUCCAGGUACACAGUGGGGGCUCUGGAGAACAACACUGUGAACUGUGAUAUCAGCUCUGCUUACCAGAGUUACUUUUGGAAGGGUUGUAUGCCAGGAGCAGACAGGAACCUAUGCAAAGUCUGUAUUGGAGAUGGUGAGAUGGAAGGGGCGAAAGUGUCCAGCAGGUGUGCUGCGAAUCAUAACGAACGCUACUAUGGAAACAUAGGUGCGCUCAGGUGUCUAGUCGGCAGUCCCAGUGGAAGGAGCUUUGGGGACGUGGCUUUCCUGGAACAUCAUAACCUGCUCAAGAAUAUUGAGACUCUGCAAAGCUCAGGUUGGGCUAUGGGUUAUACCCUAAAUGACUUUGAGCUGUUGUGUCUGGAUGGAAGGCGUGUCGCAGUCACAGACUGGGCAGACUGUAACCUCGGUCCUGUUCCUCCUAACAUAGUUAUGACUCGACCAGUGACUACCACCAAGAUCUAUGGCUUCCUGAUGAAAUCCCAGGAAACUCUGGAAACAAAUCUGGAUUCUAGGUUCCAUCUGUUUCACUCACAGAAGUAUGGAGAAAGUGAUCUGCUCUUUAAAGAUGCUACUCAGUAUCUUGUUCACACAAGUCACCUGGGCUAUCAGUCAAUUCUUGGAGAGCCCUUCUUUCAGCUGGCAGAAUCUGUGUUUAACUGCACACAUGCAGACAUCUUAGAAUUCUGCAAACAGGAUAUCUGCACAUCUUAGAUAUGCAGACAUAUCUACAGACGCAACACACAGAAGUUCCACAAGACAUCCACCACCGCCACCCAAGUUGAAAUCAAGAGAUGCCAAGAGGAUUUUCACCACUUGAGACUGGCUAUUUUCUGUUUCAUAGAAGCAAGAGAGACCUCAUUUAAAUACAGAAAAAAAAUGAACCUUGCAGUUACCUUGCACCUACUAAUAUAUAUGCUGAUAAUGCUGCUCAAAUGUCACUCCCUUUUCCUAUCCAGAAGCGCUGCCUAUUACCAACGUUCACUCCACUUGGUGUGGAGUAUGGCAUCAUGUAGAGCAGUACAGAUCAGACAGCAAACCUUGGGACUGGGCCAGUGGUAUCAGAAAAGCAGCACCAGCAAUUAAGAUCAAAACUCCUCAGUAUUUCCAGUUUAAACCCCACUCCCCACCCUCACAAUUCAGCAUCUUUAUAAGAAGGACAAAGGCCACGCUGUAGGCCACAUUGGGCCUAGGAAUUAUUCCUCCCUUUACAGACCAUGUACAUAACAGAGGUUAUUGCCUCAUUCCCCUAACACGUUUUCUUUAUACUACAUUUCCAUUUAAAACAACUUGUUAUCUGAGGUAACUGCAACAUUACUUUUAUAUGCAUAGAUCUUGUUAUAGUUAGCCACUACACACGACCUAUAUAUUUACAUCUAGCAUAGACAAGCAAUAAGUGUAUCCAUGUCUGCUAUGAAUAGAGAAGGGUUUAUUUCUCUUCUGUUUGUAUGACCAACCAAGAAUGUGUCCCAAAUGAAUCAAUACUUAUCCCUUAGCAAAUUAACAAUCUAGAAUGAGUAAGUUUCUACCAUCAGAACCAGGUUCCUAUAUUCUUAACAGGAGGUGAGGAUGGUGGGAAGGGAACAACAAUGGAGUUCCCAUUCUUGUCCAAAACAGCAGUACUUAACAAGGUAUUUCUCAUGACUGAGAAUAAUCUAAUUUGUGUUCAUCCAAACCUUAGGGAACCUUCUCACAAUGUAUAUGGUUAAACUGUAUGCUUUUUACAAGAGGAGGUGCUGGAACACAGUGCAAGGUCUCUGAAAAAGAGUGUUGUCUUGCGACACAUUAUAGUUCACAUUAACUUUAAGAACUCAGUUGCAACCUUGUGGAACCAUUGUACAUUACCAGGCAAGAGGUUGAUUCCUGACCCAUUCUCUUCAUUAGUUAGAAUGGGCUGGGAGUGCUGCACAGGCAGCCUCAUUAGCCCAGGGUGCAGAGACCAUCACCAUUCAGCAGGAUAUUAAGAGUGGCAAAACAAAUCCAAGCCAGUCCUCUUCAGACAGAUGAUGGGAAAUUUAAGUAGGGAUUGUGAGAGAAAGUUAGUUUCAUUAGUUGUAAUUUUUGUUUCCCAUAACAGAGGACAUCCCUUGGUCUGGACAUUACUCUUGGACAGGGAUCUUUGUGUUCUCUGCAACAUCAUUUCAUCAAAUUCUGCAGCAAGAACUCCUAGAUCAGAUAACAAGAUGAACAUAUUCUGUUGCUAUGAAAUAUUCUUCAUUUCCAUCCCCUCCCAUUUCCACUGAGUUUAGAUUACCCUAAACUACCCAAGGGAGGAGUAAGAAGUGAAGGCUAGCCUGGUGCAUUAUCUGGAGAACAGCACAGGAUGUGAGGUCAUGGGAGCCAUGCCACUUAGCAUAGCAAAAAAAAAAACCACACACAAAACUUGAAAAUAAUCAUUGCUAAAAAUCUCUCACCUUUUUUUGGUCACCGAGUA